Rana temporaria (common frog) is the source of this 2844-nucleotide messenger RNA. Its product is annotated as polysialoglycoprotein-like. Gene Ontology annotation, molecular function: DNA binding. The record is from RefSeq and is a predicted model, not a curated record. Lineage: Eukaryota; Metazoa; Chordata; Amphibia; Anura; Ranidae. The coding region runs from base 204 to 2102 and encodes 632 amino acids. Gene Ontology annotation, biological process: DNA recombination; DNA integration. The transcript is spliced from 2 exons.
GCAACUGGAAGUCAGUGUAGGGCCGGCCAUGACAGGGUUAACAGAAACCCUAGUAGCUGUGGGGGGAGGAGCAGAGCAGGGGAGGAGAGAUCACAGAUAUCUCUUACUCUCAGUUUCCCGGGCAGAGGCAGCGUGGGGGAGUGAAGUUGCUGCUGUGUCUGCUCAGCCUGCAGGGAUUUCGCUUGUCCCAAAUUGUCACGGCGAUGGCUGCGAUCGAGGAUUUAUUCGGGAGAUUGAGGGCGGAGGCGGCUAUCCGGGGUGAGGACUGGCUGCAGAGGCAGUUGGGGGCGCUUUUAUCGCAGGAUGGAGGGGACAUGGGGCGCAUGGCGUCGGGGCCUAGCUGCGUCCAGACCGGACAAGCAGCAUCGGGGCCGGAGCACACAGGUGUGGUGCUGGCGGAGUCGGGGCCUGAACGGUCGGUCCGGGGAGCAGUGCGGGCACACGGGGACACAAUUCAGGUCGCAUCGGGGCCUGAUCACACAGGCAUGGGAGCAGCGUCGUCGGGGCCUAGUCACACAGGCCGGGGGGCCUCGCGGACGCGCUCGUCCCGCCCCCCCCGCCGGUAUUCGCCCAGUAUAUCCCCGGGACGGCAGAGGGGGGAUAGUGGACAUAGCAGGGCCCCUUCGGGCCCCCCCGCGAAGCGGGCGGCGGGUAUUGUGUCGGAAGGCCCAGCCGGGGGCACCAGGAGUAGCGUGGGUGCAAGGGGGGGACGGCCAGGGGGCUCAGAUGCGGCGGCCUUGCCCGCCCGGCGUGUGGAUCAGGCAGUGACGGGCCCGGUGGUGGGGUCUCGGCGAGUGGGAUCGCAGGCCACGGUGGCUAGCCCCCCAGCUUCCUCGGCUAGCCACUUGCAGGAGGUGGAGCGCGUCGGCAGCAACAGGGUUACGCCAAGCAGGAAAGCUUCGGCAAAAUCGCCGCACGGGUCCAGGGCCCGCAGGGGGAGUGAAUCCGGCCCUGGGCCUUCGGCCUCCGGGACCGAGCCGCCCAGUGGGUCAUCAUCGGAGGAGGAGGAUCGGUCGGAGGGAGAGCGGUCGGGAUCUGAGGACGAGGUCUUGCCCAGGACGAUACCAGCAACGAGGGAUUCGAGACGGUCGGCUGAUGGGAUUGCUUCCACGCAGCCCGUGGGACAGGUUCCGGGAGCUGGUGCCGGAGGCAGAGGAACGGGGGGUCCCUUGUCCGGAGUGGCUGUGGCAGAUUCCAUUGGAACAAUCUCCACCUGGAUUAGGAAAUCGUUGAGUGCGGGUACUUGGGCGGCCUAUGAGAAGGUAUGGUCGGAGUGGAGCGAUUUGGUGAGGGAAUCGGAGGUUCACCUUUCGGGACCGGAGGUGAGGACACUGGUUCUGUAUUUUUUGUCUAGAAACAUGGAAGCGGGAGUGUCGCCGUCGGCGUUGGAUAAGAAAUUGGCCGGGUUGGCAUUUCUGUUCAAAUGGCAAGGGUGGCCGGAUCUUACAAAGGACUUCUGGGUGCGACAAGCUCUGAAAGGGUACAGGAAACAGGGGCGGCGACCUGACACUCGCCGCCCGGUGUCUUUCGAAGUUUUGAGAGGAAUCCUGGCUAAAGUGGGGGCGAUAUGUUCAUCCAGGUUUGAAGUUACAUUGUUCCGUGCGGCAUUCGCGCUGGCAUUUUUUGGGGCCUUUAGGGUGGGCGAGCUGGUGAGCCCGUCGAAAUUGGUCCAGGGGGGCAUGGGAGUUGCGGAUGUCGGUUGGACCCCGGAGGGGGUCACGUUGUGGCUCAGAAGGUCCAAAACGGAUCAGAGUGGCAAGGGAAGGGCGGUUCAUGUGUUCCCAAUUGAAGGGUCGGAGUUGUGCCCGGUCGGGCUGGUAAGGGACUACCUGGACAUACGUCCGGGGGUGGGGGGCGCCUUGUUGGUACACGAAAAUGGGUCCCCGAUGUCACGAUAUCAGUUUGUGGCAGUGUUUAGGAAGUGUCUGGGGGCAUUGGGCCUGGUGGCAAAGGAGUUCUCGGCUCAUUCCUUUAGGAUCGGGGCAGCUACGGAAGCGGCAAGGAAUGGACUGGGUGAAGAGGCAAUAAAGAGGAUAGGGCGUUGGGAAUCCAGGCGGUUUCAAUUAUAUGUUAGGCCGCAGCUGGUGGCUAGUUUGGGUUGAAGGUCUGGGGAGUGGGGUUUUGAGUUACGGGGCAAAGGGGGUGACAGGGAUUACUCAAAAGCGGGUUAUCUCUAUGUGGGUAUGUUGGUGACGUGUUUUUUUUUUUGUUUACUGUUUUUCAGGUACUGGACCGCUUUUGGUCUGGAUAAUGGGCCACUCCUAUGUGGUUCGGGGGGCCAGACGGGCGGAUGAUCGCCCGACCGGUCGCCAGCUGGGAAUAUCGAGACAGGAGGCGAGUGUAAGGUGGUUGGGGGUCCCCGGGAUGUUAUGGAGCAAGGUGGUGCCGGAGGUGCACAAAUUUGCACAGCUGGACAGGCCACCGGAGGUUCUGGUUAUUCACGCCGGGGGGAAUGAUCUUGGAGUGAGAUCGAUGAUGGAGAUAGCACGGGACAUUAAAUUUGACUUUCAGCGGAUCCGGAUGUCCUUUCCGGAUACGAUAGUGGUGUGGUCAGACAUGGUGGCCAGGGCAACAUGGAGGAUGGCCAGGUCGGUAGAGGGGGUGAAUCGGGCGCGCAGGAAGAUAAACAGAAAUGUGGGGCGGUUUGUGCUCAGGAACGGGGGGCUAGUGGUUCGGCACCCCGAAUUGGAAGUGGACACAUGGAGAUACCUCAGGAGUGAUGGUGUUCACCUCACGGACGUGGGGAUUGAUAUGUGGGUGUUGCGUUUAGAGGAGGGGGUACAGCAAGCGAUGAGGGUGUGGAGGUGCUCCCAUAGGUAAGGGGUUACCUUUGGGUGCUGGUGG